Messenger RNA from Symbiodinium necroappetens, 422 nucleotides. Lineage: Eukaryota; Dinophyceae; Suessiales; Symbiodiniaceae. The record is from the annotation of a GenBank genome assembly.
GUCCCAUUGACCCUUACGUGCAGGAGCUGCUCGGACCUGCUAAGGCUCGAGCUGUGCUGGCAGACGAGAAGCGUCUGAAGCUGCUGAUGGAAUCGGUGGAUGCAGAUCCGAGGCAUGAGGAGGCCGGACAGAAAGCCAGGGGACUUUUCCGAAAAGUGCACGCGGCAAUGAAGUUGAAGAAGCACGAGGAAGAGCCUGUUGAGGAAGCGAGGCAGGUGGAUGAUCUCGCUGUCCUCCCGCCUGAUGAUCCGAACAAGAGGACGAAGCGGAAUUCUCGUCGUGAGUCUCGCCGUCGCUCUUCACAAGAGGCAGCCAAGGUGGCCGGAGCGCCCAAAAGCCCAAAGAAAACACGUCGAGCAUCUGCGGCCGGGCAGGACAAGGUGGAACUCCCCGCUGUGUCUUCCCCCAAGAAGCGAGCCUGA